This is a messenger RNA of Gossypium arboreum, 783 nucleotides long. RefSeq names its product myb-related protein Zm38-like. The coding region runs from base 96 to 650 and encodes 184 amino acids. The transcript is spliced from 3 exons. NCBI's taxonomy places the organism in Eukaryota, Viridiplantae, Streptophyta, Magnoliopsida, Malvales, Malvaceae. The record is from RefSeq and is a predicted model, not a curated record.
AUAUACUACUUGUCUCUUUGUUUAUUUCUCCUCCGCUACCUCUAUUCUGGUCUGUGGCGUUUGCAUGCCUCAAUUCAUUGCCUUUGGGUUUGCAAAUGAGGAAGCCUUGUUGUGAAAAGAAAGACACAAACAAAGGAGCUUGGUCUAAAUUAGAAGACCAGAAGCUCACGGAUUACAUUCUAAAACAUGGUGAAGGUUGCUGGCGCUCUCUUCCUCAGGCUGCCGGGCUGCUUCGUUGUGGUAAAAGUUGUCGACUGAGAUGGGUAAACUACCUGCGGCCUGACCUUAAACGAGGCAAAUUUGGUGAAGAUGAAGAGGACCUUAUUAUCAAACUCCAUGCUCUCCUUGGAAAUAGGUGGUCAUUAAUAGCAGGAAGAUUGCCAGGUAGGACCGACAACGAAGUGAAGAAUCACUGGAAUAUUCACUUAAAAAAGAAACUUUUGAUGAUGGGAAUUGACCCAAACAAUCGUCGUUCGCUUCUCUCUCCUACGUUAACCAAAUCCAAUGCAUCCAACGACUCCAGUUCUGCAUGCCAACCCUUUAAUCCUGCAACUGCUUCGGAGGCUAUCAGCUGUACUUGUUUACCCGACCUCAAUCUCAAUCUUACCAUCGCCCCUCCCCUUUCCCAUCAAAACUUGGCACUUAAUUAAUUUUAAGUCUAUAAUGUGAUAUUUCCAUCACUAUUUUACUGUUUAAUUAAUUUCAUUUUUUUUUUAUCACGAUAACACUUUCUAUGCUUAUAAGCCGUUUAGAAUAUAUGUUUGUGAGUUAAGAGUUCAAAAA